AUGUCGUCGGGUACUGUUCACUUCCCCGCCAUUCUUGUAACCGUCACCUGUAAUCCGCGCUGGUGUGUCCGCACCCUGAGUGGACGAGAAAGAAAGGAUUUUUCGGAGACUUCGUUCCAGACCCAGGAGUCAACUUUCCCGUAUGAGCAUUCGAUAGGUCGUCUGAGGGUUCGCCGCGGUUCAUUGCUGUGCUUACACACUAGGCUACCCUUCUCCGAAAGCUCUGCGGGACCACCUACCACUAGUCUUCGGCCGGAGGGGUUUAUUGCAUGCACAAAAACGCCGGGACGCAGGCUCCCGAAGAGGGAAGCCCAACGAAUGUCAGAUGCAAAGCCCCGCACCUCAUUAAGAUCAUAUUGGCAUACUCUCCCAAAAAAAAAAGAGCAGACCCCAUUGAAGACGAGAGUGAGGUACAACAAGGCCAUUUCUGUCCACCGCCCUUCUCACGGAGCCGUACGUGGACGUUACCGCUCAUACAGCUCCCAGCCGGCAAGAGUUAGCCUCCCUCUACAAAGAAUGGAAGUAUGGAUGAAUCGACAUAAAAAAAAUAGAGGAAUUUUCUUUUUCUUUUCAGCAAUAACAUGA
Arachis stenosperma is the source of this 585-nucleotide messenger RNA. RefSeq lists its product as uncharacterized. The record is from RefSeq and is a predicted model, not a curated record. NCBI's taxonomy places the organism in Eukaryota, Viridiplantae, Streptophyta, Magnoliopsida, Fabales, Fabaceae.